This is a messenger RNA of Anopheles funestus (African malaria mosquito), 1386 nucleotides long. Its product is annotated as ficolin-1-like. The coding region runs from base 446 to 1339 and encodes 297 amino acids. The transcript has 2 exons. The record is from RefSeq and is a predicted model, not a curated record. Lineage: Eukaryota; Metazoa; Arthropoda; Insecta; Diptera; Culicidae.
UGUAUCUAUUUAUACUAUUUAGUUCGGGGCUCACCAAUUUCAAGUUUUUUAAUUCAUUUGACUAGUUUAUUGGUCCGAUUACAGCAUGAAGUAAGUUUGCAAACAUAUUUUCCCAGUAAAGGAGAAGAGUGUUAAUUUUGGACCGUCAGACAUUCCUGUUUGGCAAUGUAGCAAUUAUCAGUACGUACUGUACUGUGAGUAUAAUAGCCAACAGUUGCCAGACUUUCAGCUGAUAAAGCAGCAUAACUAACUUGUACACUCACUAGCGCCUCACACUCGUAUGAAUGAAAAUAAAAAACACCACACAUUAAGCAUCUCUCCCAGUGCCCAAGGUCAAUCAAAUGAUAAAUUUGAAACUUUCUCUAUGAGCGGCGGACAUACAUAUAUAAAAAGGUCUGCAUUUAGUUGACCGCUUCAUUGUUACAGUUUAGCCAGUGUUAUCAACAUGGUCAAGAUCAACCUUCUAUUUCCUUUGACCCUGUGUUGUACCAUCGUUGGUGUGCAAUGUACUUUAACUCCAGAUACAAUGAGUGUUGCACAGGGAGGUUUCGCUUUCGAAAUGAUCAUGACCAAAUUGAAACUUCUAGAGGAUCGUUGGGCUGAGAAAGAAGAACAAAUGGAAAAAAGAUUAAGCGAUUUGAAGUGUAGUGUGGAAACCAUCAUGCGGCAAAAGAACGAUUCAAGCAGAGUGAGUGAUAAUGUGUAUCGAUCCUGCGCCGAAGUUCCCACUUCCGGAAUAUACAACAUUCAACCGGAAAAGCAUUUUAAGCAAUCAAUAACCGUGUCUUGUGAUCAAGAGUAUGAUUCGGGUGGAUGGACUGUGAUACAAAAUCGCUUUAAUGGAUCAACGAACUUCUUCCGCAACUGGAAAGAAUACAAGAAUGGGUUUGGAAAUCUGGACGGUGAGUUCUGGUUGGGUUUGGAUAGCAUUUAUCAGUUGACAGUGUCGGGUCCACAUGAGCUGAUAGUGCUGCUGGAAGAUUUCGAAGGCAAUAGGACGUACGCCAAAUACGAUCUGUUCGAGAUUGGCGAUGAGGACGAAAAGUAUGUAUUGAAGAAGCUAGGCGAAUAUUCGGGAACAGCUGGUAAUGCUUUCGGUGGCGCAAAGGACAUGAAAUUUUCUACAUUCGAUGCGGAUAAUGAUAUAUGGGAAAAGCAGUGCGCAGUUACGUUUACUGGUGCCUGGUGGUACAGUAAUUGUCAUGGAAGCAAUCUCAAUGGAAAAUAUCUUCGCGGAGAAACGAAAGAAUUCGCAACUGGGAUGGUAUGGAGCACUUUCCGAGGGCAUCAUUAUGCACUCAAAACUUCAAAAAUGAUGAUAAGACCAACGAAGGUUUAGUUCACAAUUGUUUAAUAAUAAAAAGAUAUAAAAAUUUAUGAAAAAUU